CAAUGCUGCUCUGUCAAAAUUCAAUCAGCUGAAAGAAGCAGCAGCAGAAAGUUUCGAAGGAGCUUCACCAGGAAGGAUUUUAAGCCGUACGAGCCACAAAGACCCCCCAAAACUCGCUGGAUUGUACAGAAAAUGUGGCUUUUGUGAAAGCUCGUCAGGAGGAAUAUAACAAAUUGUGUAAAUAGGGGUGAAAAUUGAGGAAAUUCAGAGAGAAUAUUUAGGAGAAAAAGGUGAAAGAAUGUUCACAACAGACUGCACACCCAUCAAGGACAUCCGUCCGGGUUUGAAGAACAUAAAUGUGGUGUUUAUUGUGCUGGAAGUGGGUGCAGCAACGGUGACGAAGGAGAAUCGCGAGGUGCGAACAUUCAAGAUUGCCGAUCCCACGGGAUGUAUAAAUUUGUCAAUUUGGGAUGAACCAGGGAAGCUUCUCAUCCCGGGGGAUAUUGUACGUCUCACAAAGGGCUAUGCAUCUGUGUGGCGACAGUGCUUGACACUGUAUUCGGGAAAGAAUGGUGAUAUCCACAAAAUUGGCGAUUUUUGCCUCACAUUCAAUGAGCAAUUGAAUAUGAGCGAACCAAAUCCCAAUCUUGCCGUCAUCCAGCCACAGAUGGUGAAUAAUGGAGCGAAUCUGGGACCAAGUAGCAACAAUGGUACACAAAAUGCACCCCGGACCACUCAGGCGAAUCAGAGCACAUCCCAGGCUACGGGUAGUGUUGCUGGGAGUAGUGCCGGAAGUUCCGGAAGUGCCUCAAAAGCAACCACCCGCCUCAGUAGUGAGACAAAGUCCACAAAGAUACGCACAGGACGUAGCAGUGGUGGCCGGGGGAAUGUCAAGAGCGAUAGGAGAUAGUUGUGGGGGUCAUCAUGAGAUAAUUAUUCGAUAUAUUUAUGGAAAAUAUACACACACGGGAUUCCCAUUUUCGCAGAAAAA
Molecule: messenger RNA, 931 nt
Organism: Lutzomyia longipalpis
Lineage: Eukaryota; Metazoa; Arthropoda; Insecta; Diptera; Psychodidae
Product: SOSS complex subunit B homolog
Exons: 2
Coding region: 239-850 (203 amino acids)
Biological process (GO): response to ionizing radiation; mitotic cell cycle checkpoint signaling; double-strand break repair via homologous recombination
Cellular component (GO): SOSS complex
Molecular function (GO): DNA binding
Source: RefSeq, a predicted model, not a curated record